UAAAAUUGGAACUAAAUAUUACUUUAACAGUCUUUUCCUGUUUUUCUUCACUAUUAUACUACGUUUUCACUUUGUCUUGUUACAAUUUCAUAGCUUUCUUCUCCAAAAUCUUAACCAUGGACAACACUUUCUUAACCAUUCUCUUCUUCCUCUUCCUCUCUAUUCUUCACCACCCUAUUUCUGCAUCAAAUCUACACAAAUUCAAGCAACUAAACUCAGAUUUUCUUGCUCAAUCCACAUCCUCACACCAUACUCACACUCCACCAUCACCAACCAAAUAUUUUGAGGUAACAAAACCCAUUCAACUCCCAAAAACAAAACCUUGUUCAUACCAUGUUCUUCACCAUGAUUUUGGUUACACAUAUGGAAGCCCCCCAGUUAUUGCUAAUUACACCUCUCCUUCUCAUUGUUCAUCUAACAAAUUUUCCAAAAUUGUUCUUGAAUGGAAAGCAACAUGUGUUGGAAGACAAUUUGAUCGCAUUUUUGGUGUUUGGCUUGAUGGUGUUGAGUUACUUAGAAGCUGUACAGCAGAACCAAGAACAAAUGGGAUUGUUUGGAUUGUUGAAAAAGACAUCACAAGGUAUCAAUCUUUGUUGUUGAAUCAUGAAAAAAAUCAAACUUUUGCUGUUUUUUUGGGUAAUAUUGUUGAUAAAACUUAUACUGGUGUUUAUCAUGUUGAUGUUACUAUUCAUUUUUACCCUUUUGUUGUUAACACUCAUGAGACAAAAAAGAUAAAUUCUUUAGCAUCUGGGAGUGGUUUUCAUGCUGAUUUGAUCUUGCCCAUUUCAAGGAAUCUUCCACUUAAUGAUGGGUUGUGGUUUGAAAUUCAAAAUUCCACUGAUGUAGGUUUGAAGGAAUUAGCUGUUCCUCGAAAUGCUUAUAGGGCUGUGUUAGAAGUGUAUGUUUCAUUUCAUGAGAGUGAUGAGUUUUGGUAUACUAAUCUUCCAAAUGAAUAUCUUGCUGCAAAUAAUCUUACCAAUAAUACCCCCGGGAAUGGACCCUUUAGGGAGGUUGUAGUUACUCUUGACGGGAAAGUUGCUGGUUCGGUUUGGCCUUUUACUGUGAUUUACACUGGAGGGGUUAAUCCCCUUUUGUGGAGACCGAUUACUGGAAUCGGCUCAUUUGAUCUUCCGUCUUAUGAUAUUGAAAUUACGCCUUUUUUGGGGACAAUAUUAGAUGGAAAGUCUCAUGUGUUUGGGUUUAGUGUGACAAAUGCGUUGAAUGUUUGGUAUAUAGAUGCAAAUUUACAUCUUUGGUUGGAUGCUGAGAGCAGUCGAACAGAAGGAGAACUUGUGAAUCACAUUGACAAACCUUUGGUUGAAUCGCUAGUAUCUGACUUUAUUGGUUUAAACGGAACGUUCUUGACUAGUGCAAAGAAGUCUAUUUUGACUACCGGAUGGGUUAGAUCCUCUUUUGGUAAUAUCACAACGAGUUUCGUUCAAAAUUUUGAUUACUACAAUAAAAUGGUAAUGGCGAAGGAUGGGGGCAAACAAACUGUGAAUCAAGUUAUAUUUUUCAACGACAGUGUUCGAGCUAAACUUCCAUUGUCCUAUCUAGAUUUGGUCGAUAACACACACCGAAGGUUUUCCCUUUACUUGGACACAGAUGAACUAGAGCAGAAUAAUGACACUUAUUUAGCUGUUUCAAAUGCUACAUUAGGAUUUGGUGUGAAUAAGUCUCGGAGCAAGGGUUCUGGAUUUUCAAAUAGCUUUCUAAAUAAUGUGCAAGAUGGCCAAGGUAAAAUGGUUGUUAAAAAGAAUCUGGUUAUUAGUGGAGUCGGUGAAACACAGCAAGAUUACGGAUAUAAAAGUGAUGAAUCUUGCUACUUCAGGAAAAUUGGCGUCUCAAAUUACACAAUUCUCUAUGAUAAAGUAAAGAAUUCAUGCAACAAAAGAAGUCGCUCUCGUUUUGGCCUUAACUAUAUCAGAAAGUUGCCCAUUAUGCUGUAGAGUGAGUCCCUUUCUAGUUUCAAUUAUGGAGAUUACUUCUGUAAUGACUGUUAAGUUCUUUUUAUUUUGCAUUACAUAUGGAAAUACUCAAGUCUUUCGAAUUUCUUUCUCUCUAUUGUUGUUGUUUUGCGUAGUUUCUCUGUAUGUGUUAUGGUUUGAAGUUUGUUGUGUGUUAAUUAAUUUGAGUUUGAACUUAAUGAACAUUGUGGAAACUUAAUUUCUGUUUUUUAGUAUUAAUCCGAUGCUGAGAUUUCUGUUUUCUGGAA
Molecule: messenger RNA, 2215 nt
Organism: Trifolium pratense (red clover)
Lineage: Eukaryota; Viridiplantae; Streptophyta; Magnoliopsida; Fabales; Fabaceae
Product: peptide-N4-(N-acetyl-beta-glucosaminyl)asparagine amidase A-like
Exons: 1
Coding region: 117-1949 (610 amino acids)
Cellular component (GO): vacuole
Source: RefSeq, a predicted model, not a curated record